AUGUCCCGUCUGGCUUCGCUGUCCCGCCGUCACUCCAAGUCGAGCCUUCGGUCAGACGCCACCUACCACAGCUUUCAUGACAUUGAGCUGUUCGAGCCACCAAUGUCGUCUUUAACCUCAGCCACCUCUGCAGCCACCUCGGCGGCCACCUCGCCAACCAGCCCGGUCAGCCCUGGCUGUGUGGAGUUUGAGGCCACCGAGAUGCGUCGUCAGGAUUCGGGCUACGCAUCUAUGCACCAGGACUCUCCGCCCUCAAAGAGGAGGGCCUCAGCAACGUCAUCCAGUGCCUCGGGAGGCGCCGGUGGCAGCAGCAGUGGUGCUCGGAUGCGGGCCCGGCCGUCCGUGCGACGAGCCGCCAAAUCGGGGCCAAUCUCGCAUCUGCCCCGCUCGAGCGCACACUCGCUCUACAACCGCCCUCAACAGCAGCCUCAGCAGCCGAUAACAUAUUUCCACUUCCCAGCGCCGCCUGAGCCGCCAGAGGACGCCGAGGAGCCCGCGGCCCUGGGUGCUGCAUGCCCGCGCCCGUCGUCGACACCUCCGCUUCGUGUCGCGACGUCCAGCAGCUUCGACUACGCCCCCCGACGGCAGUCGUACCAGCAGCCGCAGUCUCCCCUGCGCUCCGAGACGCCCACGUUUCCUGUGCCACCGCAGACCACGCACUACUGGACCAGCGACAGGACGCGGCGUCUGGAGUAUGCCGCUAUCGACGCCGCCAGCCGCGGCGUUCGGGGCUGGGUCAUGCGCAACAUCGUCCCCGAGUGCUUCAUCCCCAAGGAACGUCGACACAUUGGCUUCGACGACGACGGCGGCAGCGUCCGCCGUUACCGGCUCGACCUGGACGAGGACGACGCUGCCGGCGCCGCCAUCAGCGGCAGUGCGUCCGCCGAGAAGGAGUCGAGGGGCAGGCGGUGGCGUCUCUGGGGUAGCAAGACGUUCUGA
Molecule: messenger RNA, 939 nt
Organism: Gaeumannomyces tritici R3-111a-1
Lineage: Eukaryota; Fungi; Ascomycota; Sordariomycetes; Magnaporthales; Magnaporthaceae
Exons: 1
Coding region: 1-939 (312 amino acids)
Source: RefSeq, a predicted model, not a curated record